UGAAACUAAACUACAGUCUGAAUCACAGACAUUUGAUACGUCAGAAGAGAUGGUGGCAUCUGCAGUUGUCUUUCUUACCAUGGGAAUACUCUCAGGAUAUUGUGCUGGUCAAGAUGUGUUUCCACCUGGACCUGUGAAUGGAACAUUGGGAGGAAAUGUGAUUUUCAAAACCACCAUCAAUCCAACCACACUUUUUGCAAUCAGCUGGACUUUUCGUGAACCCCCUGUCUCCGUUGUUGACUUUGUCAGUUCUUUAGGUCCUGUGAUCGGAGAGGGAUAUGUUGGUAGGAUCAGUCUGGACAAUAGCACUGGAUCUCUGGAGCUCAGGAAACUGACCCUGAUUGACAAUGGGCCAUACAGAGUGGCCCUAAGAACGGCUGCUGUUUCUCAGGUGGGAUCUACUUCACUGAUUGUCUAUGAGACCAUUUCAAACGUGACCCUGAGGGCCAACGUCAUUGAUCUAAUGGAACUGAAUGACACUGCCAUUUUCUCCUGCUCUGUGUCCUCUGGCUCCUCCCCCUUCUCUUACCGCUGGCUGAAUGGCAGCUCUGAGGUCACAGCCAGAUAUGGAAUUCAGCUUGGUGAUGGAGGCCGUACUCUCACCAUAGCCAAUGUGACCCGGUAUGACCAGGGGCCAUACAGGUGUAUUGUGUCCAACCCCGUCAGCAGUAAACCCAGCCAGAAUCUAACCCUCAUCAUCAGCUGUGAGUCGCUAACCUGCAUGUCUAAUAUAUCUGUAUGCAGAGAAAUUAAUUUAUGUAAACGUUGUAAAAAUGUAAAUGUAAAUGUUUACCUUUCACCAUGGACUUCGCAUACAGUGCUGUAGUUAUAUCUUGAUUUU
Molecule: messenger RNA, 841 nt
Organism: Salvelinus fontinalis (brook trout)
Lineage: Eukaryota; Metazoa; Chordata; Actinopteri; Salmoniformes; Salmonidae
Product: carcinoembryonic antigen-related cell adhesion molecule 2-like
Exons: 3
Coding region: 50-826 (258 amino acids)
Source: RefSeq, a predicted model, not a curated record